This is a messenger RNA of Cladophialophora immunda, 444 nucleotides long. RefSeq lists its product as uncharacterized. The transcript has a single exon. The coding region runs from base 1 to 444 and encodes 147 amino acids. The record is from RefSeq and is a predicted model, not a curated record. Lineage: Eukaryota; Fungi; Ascomycota; Eurotiomycetes; Chaetothyriales; Herpotrichiellaceae.
AUGGAACCCUUCCUUUGUCCAUUCCCAGAUUGCGAUCGCAGUCACGGCAAGGGUUUCACGCGAAAGGAGAACCUCGAAACGCACAAGCGGAGGAGGCACUUGGGGCCGCGGUCGACCGACAAUCGAUCACAGCUGGAAUCGCCAUCAGCUUCUCCGUCGACGUCGACACUUUCAGCAGGACUUCAAGUUGAUGAAUCAAUGGUAGAAGAAGGUCGACUGUGGCUACAGGCGCAUACUCAGUUUUGGUAUGCCCAACUUCGUCAAAGGGACGAAUACAUUCGAGAAUUGGAGGCGAGGCUGGCGACUUUUGCUCCGCUGCACGCGGUCCGGGCUCCUCCAGAAGAUCCAACGUCAGGCCCAGGGCCCUUCUUGCCUGUCCAGUGCCUACCGAGUGCCUGGGAGUGCCUGGGGGUGCCUGGGACUGCCUGGGAGUGCCCAAGUUAA